AUGGGGAAUCUCCUAAGCUCCGACUCUGCGCCUAAGCAGCGCCUGGCCGCAGCUGAGAAGGAGCUCCAGGCACGUCAGGAGGCCGUCGACACCAAGACCCAAGAGUUGGAGGACGUGAACAAGCAGCUUGCCGCCUCCAAGCAGGAGAGCGCCGACGCCAAGCAGGAAAUUAGCAUUCUUAAGGAGAGGGCCGAGAACCUGCAGUCCCAGCUCGACGCCGCCCAGCAGCAGAAGGAAGAGGCCAUCGCCAACCUCGACAGCCAGCUGAAGAGCAAGGAUGCAGACUACCACCAGCAGCGGGAGGCCGUCGACCGUGUUAGCAAGAGCCUUACCCAAGAGCGCGACCAGGCACGCAAUGAGCUGAAGCAGCGCGAGGAGAAGCUGGCUGGACUCCAGAGCAACCACGACUCCCUUGCCAAGCAGGUCGAGCAACUGAAGCAGGAGUUGGGCCAGGCCACACAAUCGCGCCAGCAGCUUGAGCAAGAUCUGCGCGACGAGAUUGAGAAGUACAAGAAGUCUCUGGCCCAGGCUGAGGAGCAGCAGAAGAGUCUACAAUCCGCACAUGGCACUGUCCAGACCGAACUGCAGGAGACCCAGAAGAGCAACGAGACCGCCAUCGCUGCCGUCAAGAAGGACCUUGCCGACUCGCAGCAGAAGCUCACUCAGCUUCAACAGUCUACCGACAACGAGCGUCAAGAGGCUUCCACCAAGUUCCAAGCCGUGCAGAAGGAGCUGAAUGAAUCGCACGAGAAGCUGAAGAAGCUCGAGGCGGCUCACCAAGCAUUGCAGAAGGACUCGGAAGAGAAGAACACCCAGCUUCGCGGCGAGCUUGAGAGUGCUCAGCGCAAGGUCUCCGAGCUGCAGUCCGAGGUUGAGAGACUUAAGAAGGUCUCGUCCUCGGCUGAGGCAACGUCGAACGAACUUCACCAGGCUGAGCAGAAGCUUCAGGCUCUCCAGAAGCAGCACGACGAGCUUCAAACAGUCUCCGAAAAGCAGCUCGCACAGUCCAAGCAUGAACUCGAGCAGGCACGCGAACAGCAUGCGACGCUCUCCGUCUCUCAUAACAGGACCUUCGAAGAGCUUGCUGCCAUCAAGCAGACCCUCAAGGAUGGCAACGACAAGAACAAGUCUCUCGAGUCAGAGCACUCCAACCAGAUCAAGUCACUGAAGGCUGAGAUUGAGCAACUGCAGAAGCGAGGUACCGAGUCAGCGGCCGCUGAGAAGAAGCUGAAGGCGGAGCACGAAACUGAGCUGGAGCAAUUGAGGAGUUUUGCCGCCGAAGCUUCUGCCAAGCUCAAGGUGGUUGAACAAGAAGGCGAGAACCUGAAGCGCGGCCAAGCACAGUCUGGCUCGCAGCUGGACGAAUUGAAGAAGCAGCACGAGCAAGAGCAGAGCAAGACCGCCAAGGCAGAGGAAGCUCUCCGUGUUGCACAGCAGGAGAAGAACGACAUCGAACAGCGUCUCCAGAAGCUCGACGCCGAACACAAAUCCGCUCAAGCCGGAAAUUCGGAACUCUCCGCCAAGCUCAAUGCCACCGAGAAGGACCUUGCACAGCUCCGCGCAGAACACGAGAAGGCCACCGAAGCUGCCAAAGCACUUCAGGGCACCCAAAGCGAGCUUGAGCAAGCUGAGCAAGCAGCCAAUACGGCCGAGAAGAAGAUCAAGGAGCUUGAGACCCAGCUGGCCGAGAAGGACGCUCAGACGGCCAAGGUCGCGGCAGCCACGGAGGACAUUGCAAAGUUUGUUGCAGAGAAGGCAAGAGAAGAUCCACAAAAGACAGCAGAGGCGCUCGAGCAGACGACCUCCAAGCCAGAGCCUGACCGUAACGACUCUGGACGCGGCGGCGAGACCUCGCCCGUCGAUGCCGGUGUUGAGAAAGUCGCAACAGCAUAG
This is a messenger RNA of Fulvia fulva, 1893 nucleotides long. RefSeq lists its product as uncharacterized. The transcript is spliced from 2 exons. The coding region runs from base 1 to 1893 and encodes 630 amino acids. Lineage: Eukaryota; Fungi; Ascomycota; Dothideomycetes; Mycosphaerellales; Mycosphaerellaceae. The record is from RefSeq and is a predicted model, not a curated record.